GCGCGGAUACGCGUUCCGGUGAGCAGCAAUGCGGCGUGGGAUGGGUUCGCAUCGUCCGGGCCCGGCGGCCGCGAGGAAGAAAAGUAACAGGAAAAUAACGGCGAAAAUGGAGAAAACGGCGAAAACAAAUAAAACGGUGACUCGGAGGAGCGAUAGCGUCCGGGCGGCUGCAGCAGCUGAGCGGGCGGCGGCCAGGCAGGCGGCCGAGGAGGCGGCUCGCCGAGCCCGGCACCUGAAGGAGCUCUCCUGCACGUCAGGUGCCGAGCGGGAGCUGGAGGAGCUGGUGUUCGGUGACAGUCUCAACGUGGAGGAGGAUGACCUGCUGCAGUGCCUGGCUGGCCCUCAGAGGCUUAAUGCUCCAGAGAGGGAACCUCUCCGGAAGGAUUCCAGUGAUUCAGAAGUAGAAAAUGAAGCAAAAGGUAAUUUACUGACAAAAAAGCCAGCCUGGGUGGAUGAAGAUGAUGAAGCAGAGGAAAAUGUUGAUAUGACCCAUAGGUACAGGAAAGACUUAAUGAAAAGUGAUGCUGAAAAGACACUUACUAAGAAAAAGCUAAAAAGAAGGCUUGAAGAACAGUUUCAGCGAGCUAUGGGAGGAGUUCCUGCCUGGGCUGACUUGGAAAACAGGAAGAAAUCCAAAAAGACUUCAAGUGAUAGUGAGAGUGAUGAAGAUGAUGAUCUGCUACGCAGGACUGGCAAUUUUGUGACAAAUUCAGAGUCCCUGCCAAAAGGUAUUUUGAAGAUGGGGAUCUGCUUGCCUGCUAAUCAGGAACGUUUUGCUAAUGGAAGACUGGCAACUGUGCAGUUUCAUCCAUCUGCUCAAGUAGUUAUGACUGCUGGACAUGAUCGAUCCGUGUCGCUCUUUCAGGUUGAUGGUAUAAAGAAUCCAAAAAUACAGAGCAUCUACUUAGAGAGUUUUCCAAUUUAUAAGGCUUGCUUCAGUGUUGAUGGAGAACAUGUUAUAGCCACUGGUACUCACCACAGAAUGUUCUUUGUGUAUGACAUGAUGAGUGGAAACAUCAUUCCUAUUCAGAAAGUAAGAGGUGUGGAGGAAAGAUUCCUCAGAAGCUUCGAACUCUCUCCAGAUGGAUCAUUUAUGCUUGUAACUGGAACUUCAGGUUACCUUCACUUGUUGUCAAUGAAGACAAAGGAACUGAUCAGCACUAUGAAAGUAAAUGGAAGAUGCACCGCAUCAGCUUUCACUCCAGACAGCAGUAAAGUAUAUAGCUAUUCAAAGGAAGGCGAGGUUUUCAUCUGGGAUGUGAGAAGCAGAAAGUGUCUACACAAAUUUGAAGAUGAAGGCUCUUUGGAAGGGAAGUGCAUCGCUCUUUCAAGAAAUAACCAGUAUGUGGCAUGUGGUUCAUCUUCUGGAGUUGUAAAUUUAUAUACUACCGAUGGCUGUCUCAAAGAACAGCGUCCUAAGCCAGUCAAAGCCAUAAUGAACCUCGUUACAUCUGCUACAUGUGUGGCCUUCAAUCCCACCACGGAAAUCCUGGCAGUGGCUUCCCGUGAAACUGAUGAGGCUGUCAAACUGGUACACAUUCCUUCAUAUACUGUAUUCUCAAACUUCCCAGUGUUCAGAAGAAAACAGAUUUAUCUUGCUCAAUCUAUGGACUUUUCUCCCAGAAGUGGCUAUUUCUCUAUAGCAAAUAACAAAGGCAAAGCUUUGUUAUUUAGGCUGAAACAUUAUUCAGAUUUUUAAAAGAAGAUACAGCAGAAGAUGAACCAGUAACUGAGGUGUUGUAACCUGCAGAUACAAGUGUGCUGGCAAAAUCAAACAAGUUAUUUUUUUAUUUUAUAUGGAAGCUAAAAAAAAUAGUAUUAAUAGAACAUGGCUUUUUUGAAUGUUUUUCCUUAAUAAAUGUACCUGAUAAAUUUU
Messenger RNA from Melopsittacus undulatus (budgerigar), 1876 nucleotides. RefSeq names its product UTP18 small subunit processome component (gene UTP18). Lineage: Eukaryota; Metazoa; Chordata; Aves; Psittaciformes; Psittaculidae. The record is from RefSeq and is a predicted model, not a curated record. Bases 29 to 1699 code for a protein of 556 amino acids. Gene Ontology annotation, molecular function: protein binding. Gene Ontology annotation, cellular component: small-subunit processome; Pwp2p-containing subcomplex of 90S preribosome. The transcript is spliced from 14 exons. Gene Ontology annotation, biological process: rRNA processing.